Messenger RNA from Epinephelus fuscoguttatus (brown-marbled grouper), 635 nucleotides. RefSeq names its product low affinity immunoglobulin gamma Fc region receptor II-like. The record is from RefSeq and is a predicted model, not a curated record. The transcript is spliced from 6 exons. Gene Ontology annotation, molecular function: transmembrane signaling receptor activity. Bases 30 to 635 code for a protein of 201 amino acids. Lineage: Eukaryota; Metazoa; Chordata; Actinopteri; Perciformes; Serranidae. Gene Ontology annotation, biological process: cell surface receptor signaling pathway.
GGUCAGUGUAGCUUCAGCCUGCAGACAUCAUGAAGGCGGCUCUGCUCUGCACCUUGCUGUGCGUCUUCCCGACAUCUGUCCACAGUCGAGUCUCAGUGACCGUCGCUCCCGGCUGGUCUCAGUUCUUUCAAUUUUGGAAUGUGUCUUUGGGCUGUGAUCAUGUGAGCUCUGGUAAAUGGUCGGUUUGGAGAUACUCUAAUGUAACGUUAAAGAUGUCUCAGUGUGGAUCCGACUGGGGCGAACAGACUUCCAAUGCCUGCAUCAUGAAGUACCCCAAAACAACCGACAGCGGAGUGUACUGGUGUCAGUCUAUUUCCAGAGACAGCAGCAACACCGUCAACAUCACUGUCACUGAUAAAAAAGUGAUCCUGGAGAGUCCCGUCCUCCCUGUGAUGGAGGGAGAUGAUGUCACUCUGAGAUGUAGAACAGAGAAGUCCUCCAACCUCCCCGCUGUCUUCUAUAAAGAUAACUCCUCAAUCCAUGAUGGGCAAUAUGGUCACAUGACCAUCUACCAUUUCAAUGAGUCUCAUGAAGGCGCCUACAGCUGUACAAUCGGCAGUGAUAAGUCUCCACACAGCUGGCUGCUGAUGAAAGAGAUAAAGACAGGCAGGCCCUACCAGGUGUGGCCAAUCUAG